CAAAUCCUCGCUCUACAUAAUGAAGGUCCUCAGUAUCAUAACACUUCUAGCUAUUGCAGUCCCCAAUGUGUCUGCAAAAAACUGCAGGGGUGAUUUAUGGUAUUGCGGUCAUACCCUGCAGGACAUCGCAAGCGACAACAAUUAUGAUAAACAAAUCAGGGAAGCACUUCGAGCAGCCGGACAGCCAACUGACACGCUACACAUGAAGCAGUCCCUAUUCCGUUGCAUGAGUAGCGUUGAUGGGGAUGUCAGGUUCCUUGAAUUCUGCGAGUGUGGAUGUGCAGAUGAAGGCUGGGACAGGUAUGAUGAGUGUUACUCAUGUUUCCAUGAGAGGAAUGGACUCUAAGGAAUGUCAUAUUUGGAGGUAUUUUGGGAGUGUGCCUUGUCUGUCAGGACCAGACCAAGCAGAGAAGCUACUGGUUCUUAGCUAGCUUUUUAUAAUCUGGCUGGUUAAAGGGCUCGCGCAAAUAGAAA
Molecule: messenger RNA, 474 nt
Organism: Aspergillus alliaceus
Lineage: Eukaryota; Fungi; Ascomycota; Eurotiomycetes; Eurotiales; Aspergillaceae
Exons: 2
Coding region: 20-346 (108 amino acids)
Source: RefSeq, a predicted model, not a curated record